CAACUGCGGAAGUAUAUUAAUUAUUGCCUUGUUGUUUGCUCCAUCCUACAGUAGGAUGUUCCUCCCUUUUUGCACCUUUUUCUGGAUCCUGACGGGGGUUUCGGCCACAUUUCACCCCCUCAGUGACGAAUUCAUCGCUCAAAUCAACGAAAAUCAGACGCACUGGACAGCCGGGAGGAAUUUUAAGAUCUCGGAGUGGGCGAGGGUGAUCCAGAUGGCCUCAGGUGUUCGGUUCCACCAUAGGCUUCCACGUCCCAGUUUGUUAAGAACCAAUAAAGAAAUACCGGAACACUUCGAUUCGAGAGAAAAAUGGCCCCAUUGCGCAUCUCUGUUUCGCAUAUGGGACCAAUCGCAUUGCGGUUCUUGUUGGGCCGUGAGUGCGGCAGCAACAAUGUCCGACCGCAUCUGCAUCCAUUCGAGUCAAAACCUGCAAAUUUCCGUCUCUGCAGAGGAUUUACUGUCCUGCUGCCACCAAUGCGGUACCGGCUGCCUUGGAGGGGAAAUCCCGAGGGCGUGGCACUAUUGGCGAACCACCGGAAUCGUCACCGGGGGGCUGUACAACUCUACCGCGCAGGGCUGCAGGGCCUACAGCCUCCCUCCGUGCGAGCACCACGUGCCCAUACAGCGGCGCCCUCACUGUGACACCCUGAAGUUGGAAACUCCCUCUUGUAAGUUGGAAUGUGACGACUCCCAAUUGAAUUAUGAGGAUUCCUUAACGUUUGGUGGUGAGGUGAGGCAUUUUGUCCAACCGGAGGAGAUCCAGCGGGAGAUCAUGGAGAACGGACCGGUGGAGGGGGCUAUCGAGGUCUACGAGGAUUUUUUCAGUUACAAGAGUGGAGUCUACAAGAGGACUAGUAGUGGGACCUACAUCGGAGGCCACGCGGUGAAGAUAUUGGGGUGGGGGGUGGAGAACGGGGUGCCCUAUUGGUUGUGCGCAAACUCCUGGAACAAGGACUGGGGAGAUGGCGGGUAUUUUAAAAUUGUACGCGGCGAAAACCACUGCGCAGUCGAGGAGGAGGUUUAUGCGUCGGUGCCGGAGUUUGCGCAGGAAAAUCGGGAUGAUUUACGAUGGAUUUGAGGUCGUUUUAUACCUUUUAACCCAAAUAAUCAAUGAGUUAUUUUAGUUAUAGUCUUUUAGUUUAAGUUUAAAGCCAUUUAUUCACUUAAAUAGUUUUUUAAUUUAAAUUACUAUUUAUAGCAUAAGUACUACUUGACUUGGAGCACACGUCAGUUUUUAAAUCAAGUCUCUAUCUUCAAUAGCAAAAAAGUUAUGAAAAAUUUUGAAAAUCCUGCAAAGUGUGACUAUAUUAAAAAUCACAAAAGGCAAUUUAUCUCAGAAAUCAUUGAUUUCUCAGAUUUUUAUGUAGAUACAGGAUAAGUCCUAUUUAACUUGGAGCACAUGCCAGUCUUUGAAUCAACUCUCUAUCUUAAAUAGUAACAAAGUUAUGAAAAAUUUUGAAAAUCUUGCAAAGUGUGAAAAAGUAAAAAUCACAAAUUGCAGUUUAUCUCAGAAACCAAUGAUUUCUCAGAUUUUUGUGUAGUUACAGGAUAAGUC
This is a messenger RNA of Anthonomus grandis grandis, 1555 nucleotides long. Its product is annotated as cathepsin B-like. The transcript has 6 exons. Gene Ontology annotation, cellular component: lysosome. The coding region runs from base 56 to 1078 and encodes 340 amino acids. Gene Ontology annotation, molecular function: cysteine-type endopeptidase activity. Lineage: Eukaryota; Metazoa; Arthropoda; Insecta; Coleoptera; Curculionidae. Gene Ontology annotation, biological process: regulation of catalytic activity. The record is from RefSeq and is a predicted model, not a curated record.